UCCCAUUAUCGCUCAAACUUUUAAUUAUAGUCAAGUAAGUAUAUUACCAAUCUAACUCCAAUUCCCUCCUUAAAUAAAUUUUAUGUACUAGUAACAUACUCUAUAUAAUUUCCGAUCCAAAUUUAAGAGUGCCCAUAUAUAGAUCAGAUCACCCAGUACCCUUCUAAAUCACUGCUGACUAGCUCCUAAUUAGGAGUAUUUAUUUAUUGUAUUUAUUGUACUCCGUAAUUGUUAUUUAUUUAAAUUAUAACAAUAAUUAAUGGUGGAGCUAAAGAAAGACACCGCCGCCGGCAGCAGCUCCUGGAGAGAAGGUAAGGCGGCGGCGGACGGGAAGACGGUGGAGGGCAUGGCGAUGGAGAACUGCCUGGUGCUUCUUUCUCGUAUGGACGACGAUCGGAUUCCGCUACUUUCCGGUGGCCGCGGAUUCGAGUGCAAGACUUGCCGGAGACAGUUCCAUACCUUCCAGGCGCUCGGUGGCCACAGGGCCAGCCACAAAAAACCUAGGGUUUCCGCCGCCGGCGAGGAAAGUCGCUCCAAGAAAUUGCACAAGUGCUCUAUUUGCGGGUUGGAAUUCGAUAAAGGUCAAUCUUUGGGCGGACAUAUGAGCAAACACCGCGCCAAGCAGCAGCAGUUAGUCCUCGCCGCUGCUGGAUGUAAUGGCGACGGAGAGUCAUCGGUGGCGGCGGCGGUUGUGGUGAAGAAGCAGGAGGAGGAGGAGGAGGAGGAGGCGUCUCCGUCGGAAGCGGUGGUGGGUCCUUGGGAUUUGAAUCUGACUCCACUCCAGAAUGAGCAUAUGCUGGCCAGAGCCUCAGACGCAGCAGUGCCGGCGCCGCCGCCACCCUAAAUGGUUCUAACUUCUUAGAUUAUUAGGUUUCCUAGAGUAGAUUUUAUAAAUACAGAGUAGUCCUCAAGCCUUAUUCUUUCUUAGAUUUGUUUGUAGCUAAUCUAUCUAUUCGUACUCUAACUUUUUUCUUUUGCUCAAUGUAAGUAUAGACAAGAAGAUGGUUUGGAAAUUCGAAUCCCCUG
Messenger RNA from Cuscuta europaea, 1026 nucleotides. Lineage: Eukaryota; Viridiplantae; Streptophyta; Magnoliopsida; Solanales; Convolvulaceae. The record is from the annotation of a GenBank genome assembly.